Messenger RNA from Gekko japonicus, 690 nucleotides. RefSeq lists its product as uncharacterized. Bases 1 to 690 code for a protein of 229 amino acids. NCBI's taxonomy places the organism in Eukaryota, Metazoa, Chordata, Lepidosauria, Squamata, Gekkonidae. Gene Ontology annotation, biological process: DNA integration. Gene Ontology annotation, molecular function: nucleic acid binding. The record is from RefSeq and is a predicted model, not a curated record. The transcript has 2 exons.
AUGCCUUUUACUUCUCGGAAGGACGAGCUGUCUGUCCACAAGGGCUGUGUCAUGUGGGGAAGUAGAGUGGUCAUUCCUAAACCCUUUUGGGAAUGGGUCCUCGCAGCCCUUCACGAAGCGCAUCCCGGGGUGAUGCGCAUGAAAGCCCUGGCCCGGAGUUACGUCUGGUGGCCGGGGAUGGACCGGGACAUAGAGGACGUGGUGAAGAGGUGCCAACCUUGCCAAGCGUCCCGGCCCGAGCCACCCCGCACCCCGGAACGGGCCUGGGAAUCUUCCCACCGCCCCUGGUCCCGGUUACACUUGGACUUUGUGGGACCGUUCCAGGGGCAACUUUUCUUUAUACUGGUGGAUUCCUUCAGCAAGUGGCUGGAGGUAGUUCCUGUGCCUUCAACCUCCUCGAAGGCAGCCAUCCGGGCGAUGUGGCGGAUCUUCAGCGCCCAGGGAAUCCCAGACAUGCUGGUCACAGACAACGGGAUGGCAUUCACGUCCACGGAGUUCCAGGACUUCACGAGGUACUACGGUAUCCGCCACGUCCAGUCUGCCCCAUUCCACCCCACCACCAACGGCCAGGCAGAGCGCAUGUGCUUUGAUUCCUAUUACCGCAUCUCGCAGUGUGGGCUGAAAGCAAUCAAAUUACUGUGCAUCAUUCCGAGCGUGAUGGGUUCAGAAUCGGAAUUGUACAAACAAUAA